UUUCUUCACACCCUUUUGCUUCCUUUUGUGUUUCUCGUGCAUAAGGUUUGCUGGUUUGGUAUAACAAGACCCUUUCAUGAUGGGAAACACUUGUGCAAAACCGGUUGCUGAUCAUGUGUCUUCUUCUAAUUUUGCAGGAAGCAAGAAGCCUCUAAGCAAGACAAAGCAGCAUUCAAAUUCUUCUGAACAAAAAGCUGUUAUCCAAACUUCAGAGUUAAAUAUUGUCAAAUCAGUCUCCAAUAACCUUAAGUCCUUCAGCUUGAGUGAUCUAAAGGAAGCAACUAAGAACUUCGGGCAAGACAAUUUGAUUGGAGAGGGAGGGUUUGGGCGCGUCUUCAAGGGAUGGAUUGAUGAGAACACAUAUGCUCCCACAAAACCGGGGAGUGGAAUUGUAGUGGCCAUUAAGAAUCUCAAGCAAGGAAGCAAAGGCCACAUGGAAUGGCUUGCAGAAGUCCAUUAUCUAGGGCAGCUUCACCAUGAAAAUCUGGUGAAACUUAUUGGUUAUUGUUAUGAGGAUGAAAACAGGCUUCUAGUUUAUGAGUUUAUGCAAAAAGGAAGUUUGGAGAAUCGUUUAUUUAGAAAAGGUGUUCAACCCAUUGCCUGGAUCACACGGGUCAACAUUGCAAUUGGUGUUGCAAGAGGAUUAACAUUCUUACAUUCCCCGGAUGCAAAUGUUAUCUUUCGUUUUUUAAAGGCUUCCAAUAUUCUACUUGAUUCAGAUUUCAAUGUCAAGCUUUCUGGUUUUGACUUGGCAAGAGAUGGGCCUACCAGAGAUAAUACUUACAUUUCAACCAGAAUUAUCGAUCAAGGUUAUGCUGCACCAGAGUAUCUGGCCACAGGUCAUUUGACUCCAAGGAGUAAUGUAUACAGCUUUGGCGUUGUCUUGUUAGAGUUACUAACAGGAAGGUGUGCCAUGAAAGAUGAUAGACCUGAAUUUUCAGAUGAAGAUCUUGUGGAUUGGGCAAAGCCCUUCCUGAGUGAUAGCAGAAGAGUGUUGAGAAUCAUGGAUACUAGGUUGGGUGGUGAAUACUCCAGGAAAGGAGCACAAGCUGCUGCUGCACUUGCAUUGCAAUGCUUGAACACAGACCCCAAAUUUAGACCACCUAUGUUAAAUGUUCUAGCAGCAUUGGAAGGACUUCAUUCCUCUAAUACAAUCACAAGGACACCAAAAUCUGAAAUUGAGAAUCAUGCAACUAAGCAUUCUGGUCAUUCACAACAAUGUAGCACCGACUCGACACCAUAGUUGUCAAUAACAGUUAGCGGUCAGUAGCGACCGACCCCAAAAAUGGUAUAGCGGGUAGCGGUAUUGCCGCUACGGUGAAGUAUUAACAGAACAGUCUUAACUAAUAUAAAUGCUCAACUAUCAGUCCACCCAUGCUCUAGUUAUAUAUGUCAUGCAUAUUGUUUUGUGUACUUAUUGCAUAUUAUAUUGUGUGGCUGUUUGUAUGUAGGCAUUGCACAACCUACAAGUGAGGGAGAGUGGCAUAGGCAUUUAAUCAGCUGCACAGCACGUAAAAG
This is a messenger RNA of Gastrolobium bilobum, 1518 nucleotides long. RefSeq names its product probable serine/threonine-protein kinase PBL2. Gene Ontology annotation, molecular function: protein kinase activity; ATP binding. The transcript has 6 exons. NCBI's taxonomy places the organism in Eukaryota, Viridiplantae, Streptophyta, Magnoliopsida, Fabales, Fabaceae. The record is from RefSeq and is a predicted model, not a curated record. Bases 77 to 1243 code for a protein of 388 amino acids. Gene Ontology annotation, biological process: protein phosphorylation.